Molecule: messenger RNA, 2373 nt
Organism: Dovyalis caffra
Lineage: Eukaryota; Viridiplantae; Streptophyta; Magnoliopsida; Malpighiales; Salicaceae
Source: the annotation of a GenBank genome assembly
AUGAAAGCUUUGCCCAAGUGGGCUUCUCGUUUCUUGGAGAAACAACCUUCUAUGUUCUUGUGGCUUGGAAAAGUUUGUUCUGUUUUUGUUCCGUUUCUUCGACAAGAAAUGGGCUCUGCAAGCUCCAAAGUCGACAAAACUGAACCUUUGGCUCUGUGCAAGGAGCGGAGGAAGUUCAUAAAGCAAGCAAUUGAUUCAAGGUACAAUCUUGCAGCAGCUCAUGUCUCUUACAUUAACUCUCUUAAAAACAUUGGUGUAGCUCUCCGCCGAUUCGCUGAAGCAGAGAUUUUGAUAGAGUCUUCUUUAUCAACAACCUCAGCCACUGAGCUUGACAAGUCUCCUUCACAUUCCUCAUACCUCUCUCCCUCUCCCUCCCACAAUGUAGAGGUCUCAGAUUCACCAUUGCACUUUGAGAGCCCAAUUUCACCACCAGUGAUGAAUUUGAGUUAUAUGAGAGCUGGUGGAGGUGGUACUGCAGUGACUGUUAAGUUUAAUUUGAAUAAUAGUAGUGAUUUUGUAGAGGAUGAGUCAUUGGGGUUCUCUAUGCCAAUGCCGCCACCUCCUCCUCCUUUUGAGUCAGGUGGUUCUUGGGAUUUUUUUGAUCCUAGUGAUAAUGGUGAGAGUUUUAGAUUUAUGGGGCAUAGUGACUUGGAUUUGGAUUUUGAUGAUUUGAGAGGGUGGAAUGAGUUUAGGGGUGAAAGGGUUGGCGUUGAACAUAGUAUGGUAGAUGCAAAAGGAAAAUGGACAAAAGUUGGUUUAGAUGGAAAGAGUCGAGCACGUGAAGAAACUGUGAAGCCUGGUGAGGAGCAAAAGGGGGUUGAAAAUUCUGGUAAUUCAUUAGCUCAAAAUGGGAGUUAUAACUUAAGGGUGGAAGGUACUGCCCCAUCAUUUAGAUUGAGAGGAGUUGAAGGUUCUAGUGGACAAGCACUUGUUGGUCAGGUGAGGCGUGUGGAAGAGGGGCAAAAUGCUAAUUUUUCCACUCUUGAACGAUCAAGUUCAAAGAGGGAGAAAGCAGUAGCAGUGAACAAUUUGUCUGCAGAAAGAGAGGAUCCAUCGGAGUUCAUUACGCAUAGGGCCAAGGAUUUUCUUUCAAGUAUAAAGGAUAUAGAGCAUCGCUUCUUUAGAGCCUCUGAAUCUGGCAAGGAGGUCUCCAGAAUGCUUGAGGCAAACAAUAUCAGGGUUGGAUAUUCUGAUGCAAAAGGGGGGUCAUCUGCCUCAGCAAUUUUGGUGGCUGUAAAAUGUGUUUGCUGUCGUGGAAAGACUGCACUUGUUUCUCAUGAACCUUUGGAACAUAUGACUAAGGUCAUUACAUGGAAACGGACAACAUCUUCAAAGUCAUCUUCAUCAAGAAAUCCUCUUGUCACAGCAACAAAAGAUGAUGCCUCAGAUAGUGGUAGUGAUUUUGUUGAAGAGUUCUGCAUGAUUGCAGGAAGUCAUUCCUCCACCCUCGACAGACUGUAUGCAUGGGAAAGAAAACUCUAUGAUGAAAUAAAGGCCAGUGAACCUAUCAGGAAAGAGUAUGAUCGGAAGUGUGACCAGCUUAGACACCAGUUUGCCAAAGAUCAAAGUGCUAAUGUGAUUGACGGAACCCGGGCAAUUGUAAAAGAUCUCCAUUCACGCAUAAGAGUGGCAAUCCAUUCUGUAGAUUCAAUAUCAAAGCGGAUUGAAAAAAUGAGAGAUGAAGAGUUGCAGCCGCAACUUCUAGAGUUAAUUCAAGGGUUGAUCAGGAUGUGGAAGACCAUGCUUGAAUGCCAUCAUGCACAGUACAUCACAAUCUCAUUAGCAUACCAUUCCAGGAGUACAACAGGAACUCCACAGGGAGAUACACGUAGGCAGAUCAUGGCUCAGCUCCAGCAGGAGAUCGAAUGCUUUGGCUUAAGCUUUGCCAACUGGGUUAACAGUCAUGCAUCCUACGUGGAAGCUCUAAACGGUUGGCUGCAAAAUUGCAUCCUGCAACCACAGGAGCGUUCCAAGAGUAGGAGGCCAUUCUCCCCUCGCCGACUCUUGGCUCCACCUUUAUUUGUUCUCUGUCGCGAUUGGUCAGCUGGGAUCAAAGGUUUGCCAUCCGAGGAACUUAAUAAUGCCAUCAAAAGCCUCUCAUCUGAUUUUCAACAUCUAAUGGAGCAACAAGAAGAGCAGUUACAAAUGGAAGAGAAAGUAGUUGAUGCAAACAAUGGAGAAUCAGGGGGCAAAGAGAAUGAUAGGAAUGAUGAUGCGUCCUCGAACUUGUACUGCAUACAUGCCAGUUUAACAAAGGUUCUUGAUAGACUGAACAAAUUUUCCGAGGCUUCAUUGAAAAUGUACGAGGACAUCAGACAGAAAACUGAAGCAGCUCGAGUAGCGUACUUGAACUGCAGGCCACUUAGGUGUUAA